Molecule: messenger RNA, 1562 nt
Organism: Laetiporus sulphureus 93-53
Lineage: Eukaryota; Fungi; Basidiomycota; Agaricomycetes; Polyporales; Laetiporaceae
Product: alpha/beta-hydrolase
Exons: 10
Coding region: 216-1367 (383 amino acids)
Molecular function (GO): hydrolase activity
Source: RefSeq, a predicted model, not a curated record
UCAUCUGAAACCAGAGCGUCAGGCGAUCCCGCUCCCAGGCCAAGGGCUGAUCUCCAUGGAACGUUCCUAAUAUUCACAUUGCAAUUGCGGGAUUCGUCAAAUCUAUCAGAACACGCACAUGCACGCGUAUAGACCGGGGUAUUUGCUCCCGAAAGACGUCCCCUUCUCCGAGGCCCCUCGCUCUCUCCUCACCAUCCCAACUUUUAACUCGCACCAUGCGUCUAUCUCGUCUCUUCCUGCUCGCCGGUGCCCUGGGCGCGUUCGCAGCCGACGCCAAUCUCGAGGUGUCCUUCCGCCCACAAGACCUCCCAAAGAAGGUGGCACACUGCAAGGCCCUCAACCGCGCCACGCACAGGCUGAAGGACAUCGACAUCCACUAUGUGGACGUCAACCCCGAGGCGGGACGCACGCUGCUCAUGGUGCAUGGGUGGCCCAGUCUUUGGCAUAGCUGGAAGUAUCAGGUCGAGGAGUUCAAGAACGACUCGCGCCUCAUCAUCCCCGACCUACGCGGCUUCGGCGAGUCGACUCAUCCCGACGACGUCAAGUCCUCCGGCACCUGGUACGACAUCGUCAAAGACCUUCUCUGCGUCCUAGAAGACGCGGGCGUCGACAAUGCCAUCUGCGUUGGCCACGAUUGGGGCACCCAGCUUUGUUAUCAAGCCGCGCGCCAGCGCCCCGACAUCGUCAGCGCGGUGCUUGGCGCUGCCAUCCCAUACAUCCCGUUCUCGGGCGACUUCCAGCCGACGAGCGCGCUCGUGCCGCACUUUCCGCGGCUCGCGUACCAGGUGUUCCUCGGCGAGACGCCCGAGCUGGCCGCCGCGGAGCUGGACACGGACGUCCGCCGCACGCUGCGCGGGACGCUGCGGACAGUGGCGAGCCCGACGCCGGAGACGUUCUUGACGAGCGAGAGGUCGUUUAUGGGCGCGUGGGCGGACGUGGCCGAGAUUCCGCCCAUCCCGUUCUUCACGAGCGAGGAGGAGGAUUACUGGGUUGAGCAGUACGGCAUCCAAGGAUUUGACAACACUUUGUAUUUCUACACUCCUGCUAACCAAAAACGAUCGUGGGAGUUCAUUCACGCCCAGCUCAACUUUACGAUUCCACAGCCGGUGCUGUCCAUCCUGCCGAACAAGGCGAGUGACCCCGUCGCAGACUGGGAAGGCACUGCGAAGCUCAUGCACAGCGCAGACUACAUCCCGAACCUCACCACGCAUAUCAUUGAGGGCGCACACUGGCUGCAGCUCGAGAACCCGACGGUUUUCAACCGCAUCGCACGACAGUGGCUCGAUGGCCUGUCGCUGAAGGAGACGGUCACCGAGGAGGCAGAGAAGACGGAGGAGAGCCGCAAACGGCCUGCGGACGAGCUGUGAGUAGUGCGACGGGUGCUGGAUACCUUGUGCGGGCCUCUAGGAUACGACAUGCGAGGCGAGCUCAGCAGUCGGUCGCAUCUCGCGUGGCAGUUGAGGUCUGCGUCGUGGAUAUGCAUUGAUCAACGUCUCUCCUGGGAUAUCUUUGAUGUGUAAAUACAUAAUGAAGCUUUCGUUACCCAACUCGGCAGUUAGCGU